AUGAUUGGUGCAACUCUCAUGGACGACCUCCACGAGUUCGACGGUUUGCUAGACUACCUUGCCGCCAGCUCCGACCAACGCCUACAGCAGCAACGCCUCGACACACCAACUCUUAGCCUCCCUGACACGCGGCUCCAGCAGCAGCAAGGCAUGAUGCCUGCCGGUAUCAUGCCGCUUCCUACAGCCCCACCCGGCGGCAUGCAGACCGCACACGUUGGCGGCCUGCCGCACGGCUUGCCGGGCGUUGGCGGCCUCCUCCCAGGCGCCACCGCUGCCACCAUGCCUGGUGCCACACCUGCUUUGGCCAAUAUGGCGCCCACCAUGGCGCCCACGUCCACCCUCCUCCCCGGCAUACCGCACCCCGCACAGCAGCUGCCCCAGUCGGCAGCCCUGGGCCUUGCAGGCAUGCAGGCGCCGGCGGCGGCGGCCGGCGGCUCCGCUGGCGGGGGCCUCCUGGGCACCUCAUUCGGGGCCGCUGCCAUGCCAGGACUGGGCCACAUGGGAACCCUGGGCGGGCUAGGAACUCUAGGCGGCUUGGGAAACAUGGGCGCGUUGACGGGGGCUGGAGGGCUCAGCCAUUUGGAUGCAUUGUUAGGCCUGCAAGGUGCCAUUGGGCCGGGAGCCGCCGCCGGCUUGUUGUCACGUGGGUCUAUCACCACCGCUGCCGGUGGCGGCGGCCUCGGCAUGCCUGUCGGCAUCGGUGUUGCGCCCGGAGUCGGCGGUGCAGCGGCGGCGGUCGCCGCCCUGCAUGGCGGCUACGCCGGCGCAUUUGGAACCCAGGGCGCUGCCGCCGCUGGCGCGGCGGCACAGCUGCCGAACGUGGAUCCUGGAUCCUCCGACGGGGAGUUGGAUUCAAAUUCCGACAGCGCCAGCUCCGACGGCGAGAUGCCCCUGCACAAGAGCAACAAGAAGAAGCGUGACGGGGGUGUUGGGGUUCCCGUGGAGGAUGGGGCGGAUCGGCGGCAUGCAGCGCUGCAGGAGAAGAACCGAAAGGCUCAGCGGCGCUUUCGUGAACGUCAAAAGACCAAGCUGAUGGAGCUCCACAAGCAGAUUGAGGAGCUGGCUGGCAAGGUGUCCAACCUGCAAACGGAGAAUGCGGCGCUGCACAGCCGGACUUCCAUACUGGAGAAGGUUCUGGACAUGCGCAACGAGCAGAUCCAGGUCAUGCAGGAAAAUAAAGAGGUAGCAGAAGCUGAGCUGGCUUCACUGGGCUCGGGCCAGGCCCUGGUGCCCCUCACACCAGAGGCCAUAAAGGAACUCACGAGCGAAGAUAUUUACAGAAUUUACCAGACGUACGUCAAGGAGCUGUCCGUACGAUUGGUGGAAGCGACCCGCGGGUCGGAAACCGCUGCCGCCGCCUCGGCGGCGGCGGCGGCGGGUGAGGGCGGCGGUGAAGCUGCGUCAGCCAACGCGUCAGCGGAGGGCAGCAAGGAUGACAAGACAACAGCGGCGAGUGGUGGUGGUGGAGGUGCCGUGGUGGGCACCGCGGGGGGCACCGCGGGAGGCGGAGGAGGAGGCGGCGGCGGCGGUGGCGGUGCUAGCUCGGCCGCGGUGCAGCCGGAGCUGGAGGACCUGGUUCGAGAGCUGAGCGUCAUGUUGAUGCGUCUCGGAGUCGCGCGGCCUCUGGAGGCUCGCAAAUUCAUCGUGUUCAGUCGCCAGUACCUGGGUAACACGGAAAUGGAGGUCAUCGACCUGUGGAAGAGCGUCGUGAAACACAUCGAGCUGACUCCCGAGCAGAUGCGGGAGAUAGUGGAGCUGAAGCGCAUCUUCCUGACCAAGAUUGAACCCAUCAUGGACGAGCGGAAGCACCUCAACAUCUCCAUCCAGACCAAUCUGCCGCAUGACACCUUCCACACCAAGAGCUCCAUAUCGUACAUCAAGGCUCACGAGGCUGUCUCCAAGCUCCGCGACAAUCUCCGUGCCGAGCAGCACGUGGUGCUGGAGUUCGCUAUCGCCGUCUUCCGCGGCGUCUUCCGGCCCGCGCAGAUGGCGGCCCUCCUGGUGCGGUGCUAUCCGGCUGUGCCGGACGCGUUGGGUAUCGCCAGUGCUCUCGCCGCUGAGCUCGGACAGCCGGAUUCACCCGCCACGCAACAGUUGACGAUGCAGCUAGGCGGAUAUGCCGUACCUGGUUCCGGAGCUCCAGGUUCGGGUUCAGUAUCCGCCGGUCUGUUGGCAAUCCACCCCAGCCUCAUGCCCAUCGACGCGAAUUAUUACGAAUUCACUUCAUUACGGUACACAGGAGGGACCAACAGCCAUGCUUAG
Messenger RNA from Volvox carteri f. nagariensis, 2262 nucleotides. RefSeq lists its product as uncharacterized. The coding region runs from base 1 to 2262 and encodes 753 amino acids. Gene Ontology annotation, molecular function: RNA polymerase II cis-regulatory region sequence-specific DNA binding; DNA-binding transcription factor activity, RNA polymerase II-specific. The record is from RefSeq and is a predicted model, not a curated record. Gene Ontology annotation, biological process: regulation of transcription by RNA polymerase II. Lineage: Eukaryota; Viridiplantae; Chlorophyta; Chlorophyceae; Chlamydomonadales; Volvocaceae. The transcript is spliced from 11 exons.